This is a messenger RNA of Aspergillus candidus, 1284 nucleotides long. Its product is annotated as adaptin-binding domain-containing protein. Gene Ontology annotation, biological process: vesicle-mediated transport. The record is from RefSeq and is a predicted model, not a curated record. Lineage: Eukaryota; Fungi; Ascomycota; Eurotiomycetes; Eurotiales; Aspergillaceae. Bases 1 to 1284 code for a protein of 427 amino acids. Gene Ontology annotation, molecular function: protein-macromolecule adaptor activity. The transcript has 3 exons.
AUGUCCCAAAAACCCCCCGCAAAAACUCCCGACCAAAUCCGCUCCCCCCGCCGCCUCCUCACCCUAACACCGACCUCGCACUCCCUAACCAUCAUCCCUCCCUUCCUACAUUCCCUAACCGGAGUCGCCGUAACGGAUCCUCCCACUCAACCUUCAAACACCGACUCGCCUUCCCAACCCCAAUCGACCGAACAAACACCCACCUUCGCAGGCUACACCACCCACCCGCCCCUCCACCUCGAGAACAAGUACUACACCGCGGACGUGCCGAUCUGGGUCGACGAGAUCCCACUUUCCACUUCACAGCCACACUCAUCCAGCGACGAAAGCAACAGCGAAAGCAACAGCCCCGCCAAAUGGCGCGCCGAGUUCUCGUCUGACGAGGCGCUCCCUGUGCGCGACGCGAUUGGCGCGUUGGUUGUCUGUGUGCGCAAUCCUUCGCCUCCUCCUUCUUCUUCUACGCCUGCUCCUCCGUCGGAUGAUACUCCGGCUCCGCCAGCUGCAGCGACAGCAGCAGCAGAAAACAACCCCGACGUGGAAGGAAUCAAAACGUUAAUGAAAGCCGUCGGGGACAUCAAAAGUCUUAUUGAGGAAGAGCGCAGCGAUGGAGGCGACGUGUUGACACUGCUUGUUUUGGUGGGCGAUACUUCGUCUGCUGCUACGACUACAGCUACAGCUACAGCUGGAGAAGAUGACGAUGGGGACGGAAAUGGAGCCGCGCUGGACGACGAGCCGUUUUCGGAGCUGUGGUGGGAGGAUCAGAUGUUUGAGAUGGGGUUGGUGGGGGUUGAGGUUGUGCGGUGGGAUCCGAGGGUUCCUGAGUCUGAGAUGCGGGUGAGGAAUUCGUUUGGAGAAUACCAAGGCAUGACGCGCAUCCGAGAAGUCCUUGAAACGCACGACUGGAACGGUUCGUCGGAGACUGUCUCUGGAGAUGUUGGCGUUGGUCACGACGACGAUCUCGAGAAGUACCUUCUUGGACUGGAUGGUGAUGGCGAAGGCAGCGAUAUCGACGACGAAGAUACCGGUUUCGGGCUGGAAGUCAACGAGCUCGAGCGCGAAAUGGUAGGAUUGCGAAUGGCGAUUGAGAAAGGGGGAGAUGUGGGCUUGGAUUCUGAAAUCGAGGGUGGGGAAGACGAUGAGGACGAGGAUGAUUUAAGGGUGGAUUCGUUGGGGGGGUUGAUGUUGAGGAUGCAGGCUAUUAAAGAUAUGAGCGCCGAACUUCCUGAGCAGGAGCGGAAACGGUUUGCGGCGAGGGCGGUGCGGGAUAUUAUGAAGGAGGUGUAA